Phyllotreta striolata is the source of this 3509-nucleotide messenger RNA. NCBI's taxonomy places the organism in Eukaryota, Metazoa, Arthropoda, Insecta, Coleoptera, Chrysomelidae. The record is from the annotation of a GenBank genome assembly.
AUGGCGGUUGGCGUGUGGUGCGUGGUUUAGCAAGAGGCUUGUUUGUGCAUUCUUUAUUUAUAGAAAAUUGUGUAAAAAGGCCGAAUUUCAUAACAUUACAAAAGACGACUCGGUUUCUGAUGUGAAUCCAUCGUGAAUAAUUUUCCAAAGUGAUACAUUUUUAUUUAAUCGCAUUUCCGAGUGGCUAAUUUUAACCGACAAAGAUGGUGCUGGAUGUCGAAAAACUUUCCGAUGCCGAACUUCGCACUAAACUCCUGGAAUUCGGUUUCCCGGUGAUGCCGAUCACCGGUACAACCAGGAAAGUUAUGGCGAAGAAAUUGAAAAUGUUGCUGGAGAACAAAAACAAGAUCGGAAGCGAAGGGGGUAGAAGAUCCCUAGGGCGUUAUUCUAGCGAGGAAGAGAGUGAUACAGAAGUGAAAGUCACCAAGAAGAAAGAUAAUAGAAGGAUUACGAUGGGCGCUGGUACUUUGAUGCAACCCCCUGCUGUUAGCCCGAAAAUAAAGAAAGCAAAUCGGUUUGUUGAAACUCCCGAACCAGAGUUUACUGUGAGUCCAGUGAAGCGAGACAUUCGUACUACAACAUCGGUAUCGACUAGAAGCCAGAAAAUCGUGAGCAGUACCUCCGAUGAUUUCGAUACUGGCUCUGACUCAGAAUCAGACAUCAAUUAUCUAUCUUCGAAGGUUGCCUCUGAUGGUAGAGGAUCUACGUCCAAGUCAUCGGCGCCUUCAGGAUUGUAUUCGCCACCAAAGACGCUGGAAUCUUCUUAUUCCUCUACAAGAAACAUAUCGUUCAACACCAACACUUCUCCUAGCAGACACUCUACUUAUAAUUCUCCUUCAUUAGCAUCGGAGUAUGCUUCUGAUCGAUUGAACCAGAUCAGGUCUCGCCUCAGCCUCAACAGCCCAACGUACGAGAAAUCUUAUUCGGCAGUUAAUCAAGAAAAAGUGGAGACCCCUUUUCUGAGCAACUUCACGAAGCGCUUGUCGAAUUUAUCUUCUCAAAGGAACGACUACGAUUACAAGAAUGAUAUUAUUAAGGAACAGGACGUGAAUGGGUCGUCGAGUUAUGCCAGGUCCCAAUUGAGCAGUUACAGAACAAGGGGAAGAGAACCGACUUAUGAUUAUCGAGCCAACAGGAACAAUAUUCUGAAGAAUAAUUUUGUUUCGUUUGCUGUGCUGGCUGGGGCCGCUUUAUUUUUUGUACUACUGGCUAUCAUGUACAUGGGAAUGAGAUCUGACACUUCUGUUAUUUCUUCUGAUUAUAUCGUGCCGCAAUGUAUUAUAAACGACCCGACAUCGAAAAAAUUCGUGAACUGCGUGCCCGAAGAGAACGUGUCCACCGCCCUGCACUUGCUAAACGUUAUCAAACCGGAAUUGCACAAAAGAGCACUGGCUCACAAAUGCUUCGAUCCCACCAUCAAACCCCAAAUGACCGAAUCGGAAAUAAUCAAUUUCUGUUUGACGAAUUUCGCUAUAAAGGACCACGUCCAAAUUAAAAAGGAUUUAAACAAUUUGUUGAUAAUGACUUUUAACAAUCCCGAAUGGGGCUUGAGCGUAGCCCAAACCGAGGACAAUAACGGAGCCGUAACCGAAAAAGAUCUACCCAAAAAUAUGGAGCAAGUUAUAUUUAAUUUGGAAACCAAAUUGACCAGCCUGGUGAUUUUAAAUCCGUCGUUGCCUUGGAAGUGCACUUUCUUCAAAAGCUUCUAUUUAGUAACGAAUAGCCUAAUAUUUAUCGUAAUAGUUUUCGGCUGCCUCUAUCUAAUCAACUUGGGCUACAAAUACUACAAGCAUCACGCGCAGAAGGAGAAAGACGAAGUCAGCUUUAUGGUGGAAAAAAUCGUCGAUAUAUUGCAGAUGCACGCCAACGAUGAACAGAACGAUAAUUACCUAGUAAUCAACCACAUUAGAGAUAUGAUUCUACCGGUUGGAGAUAGACAAAAAAAGGCCGUUACUUGGGCAAAAGCUGUGAAAUUCAUCAACGAGAAUGAAUCUAGAAUCAGGACGGAGGUGCAGGAAGUGAAAGGGGAGCCAUUCGAAGUGUGGAGAUGGAUAGGGCACACGAGCGUGAGCUUGAGCGGGGACAUCUCUGAAUUCAAAUAUCGACCGGGAAGGAGAAUCGUCGAUCCGCAAUAUCUGAUAGAGGAGACGCUAAAGUUUCCGCAUAGAUUUUUAAGGCUCUGCAAAAACACCGACGUUGCAAUUAAGAACGAAAUCAAAGAGGGUUUCGUGUCGAUAUUCAUUUUGGAAUGCAAGAAAUGCAAAGUUAAACAAUCGAUCUGCAGCGAAGAGCUCGAAUCGGACUAUUUAAGCGUGAAUUUAGCAUUCGUGGCAGGGAUUUUAAGCUUGGGGUUGAGUUUGUACACUUUGAACGAAUUGUGCAGUUCUUUGCGGAUUCCCGGCGUUACUGCGGAGGAUUUUAGCCGCUACGUCGACGAAAUAUACCAAAUUUACAACGAUCCUGUGUCGGACAGCGAGAAAUCGAGUUCGUUUCAAACGCCUGCUAAAACCUCCACUCCCAUUCGUCGCACCGAAGAUGUAUACGGAUUGAAAAAAAACGCGUUCUUAAAGCAAUUGGAACGCCUUCCCGGCGAUGUCGAAAAGAUGACUAGAAAUCAAGUUAACAACCCGGUGUGGUUCGAAGAACGAAGAAAACGCCUCACCGCUUCCAAUUUCGGGCGCAUCUGCAAAUUACUGGAUACCACCAACAGAAAGAAAGUCGUUGAAAGUCUGCUUCACGAUACGUUUAAAGGGAACAUUUACACUAAAUGGGGCACCGACAACGAACCGUGUGCUCGGAGCAACUUCGAAAAAUUACUCAAUGUAGUCGUGAAAGAUUGCGGAUUGUUCGUGCAUCCGGAUUAUCCGUUUCUAGCCGCCUCACCGGACGGUUUAAUAGAACCCGAUGGGUUGGUGGAAAUUAAAUGCCCCUACAAGGCCAAAGAGGUGGCGCCCGACGAGGGCAUCGAGAGCGGUCUCAUAAAAUACGCGAAACUGGAAAAGGGCGCUCUCAAAUUGAACAAAGAAGACAAAUAUUAUUACCAAGUACAAGGGCAGCUGUUCGUAACGGGCAGGACGUAUUGUUAUUUCGUAAUUUGGACCCCGAAGGGUUUAUUGUACGAGAAAAUACUCAGGGACGAACAACUUUGGAACAAAAUGUUGCCCAAGUUGGAGGAGUUUUAUUUCGAUCAUUUGCUCCCCGCUCUUUUGAAGGAGUAGAAAUCAACGUGUUUGACACAUUUUAUAUACCUAAGUUGACUAUAGAUCUGUAUAAGGCUUUGUGAUGUAUAAGAAUUUUUUUAAUAUUUAAUCUCUAAGCACACUCUUUAUUAACGACGAAUAAGGCAUAAUUAGAGUUUUAUUGUUGUGUUAAGUAUUAUUUGCAUUUUUCUAUAGGCAGUACUUUUAUGUGAUACAUAAUGUAGGUUUGUUUUCAUUGUAAUAACAAUGGUUUUUUUUAUAAAGUUUAUACACCACUAUGUUACGAUAAUAAACACUUAUAUUCUCUUA